This is a messenger RNA of Cinclus cinclus, 4762 nucleotides long. It is a transcript of the gene STIM1, whose product is annotated as stromal interaction molecule 1. Gene Ontology annotation, cellular component: plasma membrane; endoplasmic reticulum. The record is from RefSeq and is a predicted model, not a curated record. The coding region runs from base 79 to 2589 and encodes 836 amino acids. Gene Ontology annotation, biological process: store-operated calcium entry; activation of store-operated calcium channel activity; intracellular calcium ion homeostasis. The transcript is spliced from 15 exons. Gene Ontology annotation, molecular function: calcium channel regulator activity; protein binding; calcium ion binding. Lineage: Eukaryota; Metazoa; Chordata; Aves; Passeriformes; Cinclidae.
AGUCAGCGCGCGCGCGGCGGCUCCAGGGCCCGCCGGUGCCGAUGCCGAGGAGCAGCUGACGGCGGCGGGGACGCGGAAAUGGAGCCGCGGCCGGGCCGGGCCGUGCGGGCGCUGUGCGGCCUCUUCCUCCUGGCUCUCCUCCUGCUCCUGCAGCAUCCCGGCCGCGCCGAGCGGGCCCCCGGCUCCCACCUGGACGACUCGGCCAUCGCAGAGUUCUGCCGCAUCGACAAGGCGCUGUGCCACGACGAGGACGAGCAGCUGAGCUUCGAGGCCGUGCGCAACAUCCACAAGCAGAUGGACGACGAUGCCAACGGCAACGUGGACGUGGAGGAGAGCGACGAGUUCUUGAGGGAAGACUUGAAUUACCAUGACCCAGCAGUCAAGCACAGCACUUUCCAUGGAGAAGACAAGCUCAUCAGUGUGGAGGAUCUCUGGAAGGCCUGGAAAACAUCUGAAGUGUACAACUGGACAGUGGAUGAGGUGGUGCAGUGGCUCAUCUCCUACGUGGAGCUGCCCCAGUACGAGGAGACCUUCCGGAAACUGCAGCUGAGCGGCCACGCCAUGCCCAGGCUGGCAGUGAACAAUGUCACCAUGAUGGGCACGGUGCUCAAGAUGACCGACCGCAGCCACCGGCAGAAGCUGCAGCUCAAGGCUCUGGACACGGUGCUCUUCGGGCCUCCUCUCUUGACACGUCACAACCACCUCAAGGACUUCAUGCUGGUGGUGUCCAUCGUCAUCGGCGUGGGCGGCUGCUGGUUCGCCUACAUCCAGAACCGCUACUCCAAGGAGCACAUGAAGAAGAUGAUGAAGGACCUGGAGGGUCUUCACAGGGCUGAGCAGUCUCUCCAUGACCUGCAGGAGAGGCUGCAGAAGGCUCAGGAGGAGCACCGCUCCGUGGAGGUGGAGAAGGUGCACCUGGAGAAGAAGCUGCAGGACGAGAUCAGCAUUGCCAAGCAGGAGGCACACCGGCUGCGGGAGCUGCGCGAGGGCACCGAGAAUGAGCUCAGCCGGCAGAAAUACGCUGAGCAGGAGCUGGAGCAGGUGCGGAUGGCUCUGAAGAACGCUGAGAAGGAGCUGGAGUCCCACAGCAGCUGGGCUGCCCCCGAGGCCCUGCAGAAGUGGCUGCAGCUGACACACGAGGUGGAGGUGCAGUACUACAACAUCAAGAAGCAGAACGCAGAGAAGCAGCUGCUGGUGGCCAAGGAAGGGCUCUCAGCACAAUCCCUGCUGCAGGCUGAAAAGAUCAAAAAGAAGCGAAACACCCUUUUUGGGACGUUCCAUGUUGCUCACAGUUCCUCUCUGGAUGAUGUUGAUCAUAAAAUCUUAACUGCAAAACAAGCCCUGAGCGAGGUGACGGCGGCGCUGCGGGAGCGGCUGCACCGCUGGCAGCAGAUCGAGCUGCUCUGCGGCUUCCAGAUCGUCAACAACCCCGGCAUCCCCUCGCUGGCCUCGGCCCUCAACAUCGACCCGGGCUGGAUGGGCACGCCCCGGCCCAACCCCUCCCACUUCAUCAUCACCGACGACGUGGAUGACCUGGACGAGGAGCUGGUGUCACCCAUGUCCAUCCAGUAUGCAGCCUGGCUUUUUGGGCGCAGGUUCAGCGACCGCUCCUCGCUGUCCUCGGAGGAUCAGUCCCUCUGGAAGUACCCUGCUCCGGCCUUGCCCAGCACAGUCCGGCAGCGCCUGGUGGAGCCGCAGCACGGCCACGGAUCGCAGAGGUUGGUAGAGGGUCCCGUGCCGGGGCAGCCCGAGCCCGGCGCCGCGGCCCCGGCGCGGCCGGGCCGAGUGUCCCUGCGCCGAAUGCACAGCCUGAGCUCCGGACAGUCCUUCAGCUGCGACCCGCCCGGCUCCAGCCCAUCGCCUGCCUCCACCUCCUGCACCUCCUGCUCCUCAUCCACCACCACCGCUGCUCCUGCUUGCCAUGUCCACCCUAUCUAUUACCAUCACACCACCUCUUAUUUCCUCCAGAUGGAUUCCAUCCCCGACCUGCCCCCUCCUGAUGUCACCUCUGGAGUUCGCUGUCGCACUGGGAGCUUUGGAGAUUUAACUCGCUGCGACUCCGACUCCUCCAUCCCGCACCUGAGCGACCACCAGCGCAUCCCCAGCUCGGCGCCCAAGCUGCUGGCUGCCCGGCCCACGCUGCUGACCAGGUCCAUGGAGGAGGCCGUGCCCGUGGCCCCGGGCCCCGCCGUGCCCACCCCCAACGGCGGCAGCCGGCACGGGGAGCCCCCCGCCCUGGCGGCUUUGCAGGAGCGGCUGCCCGAGAGCCCCAUGGUGAUGAAGAAGAUGAUGAUGGUGAACCACGGCAUGGAGAAGUCCUCCAGCCUGGGGGAGAUCAGCCACCCGACGGCCGGCAAGCCCAGCCACUCGGAUUCGUCGCGGUCUCACAGCCCCAGCUCCACCGAGCCCGACACCCCCUCCCCCAUCUCUGACUGCCGGCCCAGCGGCGCCAGGAACACCCGCAUCCCGCAGCUGGCCGCCAAGAAGAGCCCGGGGGACGAGGACAGCAGCCUCACGGGCGACGAGGUUGACCCCGGCCAGAGCAAGAAAAAGUUCCCCCUAAAGAUCUUCAAGAAGCCCAAGAAGUAGGGGAGGCGGGGGGGGAGGACACCCCCGGACGCGUCCCCGCCGGGCCCGGGGCCGGCUGUGCCCCGGCACCCCCGCACCCCGAGUCACCCCCAGCGCCGGCACGGCAGGAGCUAUUUAAACUUAUUUAUUUCCUCAUCUCCGAGACGAAAAAGCUGCGAGGCCGCCGGCUCCCCCGGGAGAAGAGCCGCCCCUGCCCUUCCCUCCCAUCCCCUCCCUCCGCCCGCUGCGGUCCCGGCUUUGCUGUGCAUGGCUUCCAGUUACUCCUGCUCCGCUCAGCCACGCGGCCUUUGGGUUUGGUUUCAAUGUGGUUUUAUUUUAUUUUUUAUUUUAAUUUUAUUUUUUAUUGUUGUUAUUGAUUUGUUUUCCUGCCUCCUCCAACUUUUGCACAGGCCGAUGGAGGGUCGGGGCUGCUCUGCUCCCCCCGGGGUGACUCCGGUCGCAGCGGUUCUCCCUCAUUUCUCCGAGUCACUUUUCCUCCCCGGCCCCCUCGGCCGCGCCCCUGGGAAGGGGAUCCCGUCCUGAGCAGCUCUGGCUACGCAGGAGCAGGGGAGGGCUCUACCCUUGCCGGUACUUGUGUGCUCCCGGUCCCCUCGGGGGGCUCGGGGGACGGGGCUGUCCCCACACUGCUCUGCCCGGUGGCCAGGGAAGGUGGGGACACGGGGAGGGGGGAGCCCGUCCCUGUCCCCAGAUUUAUUUCCAGUCCCCUGCACUCCGCCGGACCUGCCGUGCCCCCGGCUGGGGACCCUGGUGACGAGGAACAGUGAGAGAAGGGCCAUCCCUGGGGGUGUUGGUGCCGGGUCCAACCACCACAAACACACCAAGAGCAGGGGGCUCCCGGGAGCAGGGCCCUUCCCCUGUCCCCUCUGUCCCCGUGUCCCUGUCCUGGCUGGGCAGGGCCGGAGGGAGGGACCAGGACACGGGGGGUUCCGCAGGGCAGGGGACAGGCUGUGCCCGGGUGGCAGGACCGUGACAGAGUCCUCCCCUGGAGCAGGCCGUGUGCUGGGGGCUCUGUGCCCUCCCGAGGGAUGCAGGAGACUCCCACAGGCAGGGUCCCCCUUGCCCUGAGGCCUGACGCUGGGGUGUCCCCUGUUGUGUCCCCGGCUGUGCCAGCCCGUGCCCGCUGCCAGCGCAGCCUGACCCAGCUCUCGGCCCGUCCUCAGCCGCUCCCAGGGGCUCUGCCGUCCUCCCUCAGCACACUGUGGGUCACAUCCUGCUGCUCACAGCCCCUGCCUCACCGCGGGGUGUCCCCCAUCACAGCCCUGGCUACUGAGCAGCGGCUGUGGCCGAGUCCCACUCCCUCCUGGGGCUGAGCCUGGCCUGAGGGACGAGCCCUGCUCCAUCCCUGUGUCCUGCCCUAUCCCAGGGCUGAGCCCUGCUCCACCCCCUUGCCCCCCUCUCCCAGCUCCUCCAGGAGCAUCCCCCAGUCCUGGGGCUGCCAGGGGAGCCCCUUGCCCCCCUCCCACCCCACUCGAGGCAGUUCCCUGGCACCACAAGACCCCUGAGCCCAGGGUCCCUGUCCCCACCACCCUCUCUGUCCCCAUCCCACACAUCCUGGGGGUGGGGAGGGGGCUGCUCCUGCCGAAGCAGAGGAGGAUGCACGAUGGGGGGAGGAAGAGGAGGCCGGGCAGAGGCCCCGGGGCCUUGCUUUAUGUCAGAGUAAUAUAUUUGUGUCUUGACAAUUCAGGAAGGGCUACAAAGGUGUUUUUUGUACCGUAGGUGGGAGUUAAACAAUUUCACUGUUGCUUUGGGAUAAGUGAAAAAUUCCUGUCAAUGACUUCAAGUGCCUGCAUUUCCCUGGGGACGGGGGGGACACGCUUGGUCCCACAGCCAGGGCUGCUGCCUGGGCACCCCAAUUCCUGGGCACCCUGAUUUGUGGGCACCCCAAUUAUGUGGGCACCCUGACUUGUGGGCACCCCAAUUCGUGAGCACACUGAUUUGUGGGCACCCCAAUUCUGGGGGCACCCCACUGUCAGGGGGCUUGGCAGGGUUGGGGCCAGAGCUGCUUGUGGUGGCAGAGACCUGUGGAUGCUUCUGGAGAAGGGGUUGGGGAUCCACCAACUGUUGACGCAUCUGCCAACUCUUGAUUUAAGGUGGUUUUUUGUUUUUGUUUUUUUUUUUUUUUGUCAUUUCAUAAAACUUUUCAAUCCAAUAAAGCAUGUAGUCUAUUUUACGA